Arabidopsis arenosa is the source of this 629-nucleotide messenger RNA. Lineage: Eukaryota; Viridiplantae; Streptophyta; Magnoliopsida; Brassicales; Brassicaceae. The record is from the annotation of a GenBank genome assembly.
GAAGUUAACAAAAGUUGGCGAUUAAAAUUUCAAAAAUCGCUGCGCGUGGAUCUCACUCGCGGGCGAUUUUUCUCUCCCAACUCUUCUUCUUCUGAUUACGAUCUCGUGCACCGCGUGAAGGGCCCUCCGGUGAUUCCGGCACCGCGAAGGAGCCCGUGGCUCAUGGUGCUUCAUCCGCAGUCUGUUGCACUCUCCGGCAAAGACACUAGAACGGAAUCAACGGGGGUCGUGUCUGGGGAGAAGCUUCUGCGAGACAAAGCCGGCUUGAUCAACCGGCGGUGUGGCUACGCGCUCGACUCUACUUUGGCGGGUUGGAGAUGGUCCGGUGUCUCCUUCUCCGUUCGGCUCGCGUCAUCCUGGCUCGUCGGUGGUCCUGUGCCGGCGAGUUUCCGCAGCUCGAAGGAUGGCGGCUCCGACCAGGUUCUCUGGUUGUGGAGAUUAGGGUUUCGAUUGUCUCCGGUUUAGAUCGGUUGCGUUGCUGGUUUAGAUUGGUCUAUUGGACCCGGGUCGGUUUUGUUUUGGGUUCUUGGUUUGGUUGGUGUAAUUGGACUGGGCCUAAGGGGAUUUGUAUGAGCCUAUUCCGGAAAUAGCCCAUUGGGCAUAUAUUUUAAUAUAAUUGCAAGCCUUUU